GGGAGAUGCUCCAAGGCUGGUUGCUCGUGUUUGGGUCCCAGGUCGGCGCCGGAUUUCGGUUAAAAUCGCUCCGAGGCGCGUCCCACCCAGACCAUCCUACCUUCAGUCUAUUCACCGUUGCUAAAGCUCCCCACUCGGUGUCGCGUUGGUUCCUCACCAGUUUUACCUUAUUGGUACUCUUGAGAGUGUAAACCCAGUGGAAGACAUCAGGAAACUGAGUUACUAGCAAUGCCUCCUCUGAAACCAGUGACUUUUGAAGAUAUAGCUAUAAAUUUUACACAGGAAGAGUGGGCCCUACUGGACACAUCAGGGAGAACCCUGUACAAAGACGUAAUGCUAGAAAAUAUCAAUCAUCUGAUCUCCGUAGGAUAUCAGCUUCAAAAAUCAGAUGUGAUUUUCCAUUUGAAGCAAGGAGAAAUGCUGUGGAUGGUGGAAGGAAUAGAAUUUCCCCAAGGCCAGAGUCCAGGCAGAAAAAGUGCACAUAAAGAACAAGAAAUGAUAACUACACAGCAUAUCACCAUGAAGGACACAGCCACUAUCAAGUCAGUUAAAUCUUAUACUCAAGAUCUAUUUAAAUGGAAAGAUUCAAAAUAUUUUAAUCACAGCACUGUAUUGACUCAGCAUUUUCUAACACAUUCAGUAAAAAAAACCUUUGUCAGCAAACAGUAUGGAAAACUCCUUAGUGACUGCUCACACCGUAAUCACUCAAGAGGUAAACUAUAUGAAUGUUAUCUCUGUAGGAAAGCCUUUAGUAAUUGCUCAAACCUUAGACAACAUGAGAUGAUUCAUACUGGAGAGCGGCCAUAUGAAUGUCAUCUGUGUGGAAAGGCCUUUAUUCAAAACUCUGACCUUAAAAAACAUAAUCGAACUCACACUGGAGAGAAACCAUAUGAAUGUCAUUUUUGUGAGAAAACCUUCAGUCAAUCUUCUAACCUUAGACAGCAUGAGAGAAUUCACACUGGAGAGAAACCAUAUGAAUGCCAUUUGUGUGGGAAAGCCUUCAGUCAGUCAUCUAACCUUAGACAGCAUAAGAGUAUUCACACUGGAGAGAAACCAUAUGAAUGCCAUUUGUGUGGGAAAGCCUUCAUCAAAUCUUCUGCCCUUAGACGACAUGAAAGAACUCACUAGAGAGAAUGAUGAAUGUCUUCAGCAUAUAUUCUACCUGAAUGACAGUAUUAUGAAUGAAACUAAUGUGAGACAACUAUCAUACCUGUGUAAUAUAAAUACA
Molecule: messenger RNA, 1228 nt
Organism: Carlito syrichta (Philippine tarsier)
Lineage: Eukaryota; Metazoa; Chordata; Mammalia; Primates; Tarsiidae
Product: zinc finger protein 705A-like
Exons: 6
Coding region: 229-1128 (299 amino acids)
Biological process (GO): negative regulation of transcription by RNA polymerase II
Cellular component (GO): nucleus
Molecular function (GO): DNA-binding transcription repressor activity, RNA polymerase II-specific; RNA polymerase II cis-regulatory region sequence-specific DNA binding
Source: RefSeq, a predicted model, not a curated record